UAAGCCCUCGGACCAAGAAGUGGCUACACUGGCACAGUUAACUCUCUCGCCCCAGAAAUUCAGUCUGCUGAACGGAUUAUUAUUUGGGGGGCAGGGAGGGGGGAUGCAGAGGUCUUUAGGACCCAGCAGGCGGCGUCAGGCGGCAGUUGUGUAGAUCACGGAGAGACUACGAGGGUCCGGUUCAGUUUUAAUUCUGUCUCUAAUCUCUGCAACAGCGGCGCUUCCCGGGUCCCGCCGCUCCCGCGCCCGCUCAGCAGCGGCCGGCCGCGGGCGAGAAUCGGAGCCACCUCCGCCCCAUCACCCACCAUGGAAACCCUCCAAGAAAAAGUGGCCCCGGACGCGCGUGCCUGAGGAUUCCGCACAAAAUAGGUGCCCAAAAUGAAGACCCUGAUGCGCCAUGGUCUGGCAGUGUGUUUAGCGCUCACCACCAUGUGCACCAGCUUGUUGCUCGUGUACAGCAGCCUUGGCGGCCUGAAGGAGCGGCCCCCGCAGCAGCAGCAGCAGCAGCCGCCUGAGACCGGCAGCGCGCAACCGGCGGCCGAGAGCAGCCCCCAGCCGGGCGCCGGGGCCCCCGCGGGACCGCGAACACUGGAUGGAUACCUCGGCGUGGCGGACCACAAGCCUCUGAAAAUGCACUGCAGGGACUGUGCCCUGGUGACCAGCUCAGGGCAUCUGCUGCGCAGUCACCAAGGCCCCCAGAUUGACCAGACAGAGUGUGUCAUCCGCAUGAAUGAUGCCCCCACCCGCGGCUACGGGCGCGAUGUGGGCAAUCGCACCAGCCUGAGGGUCAUCGCCCACUCCAGCAUCCAAAGGAUCCUCCGCAACCGCCACGAUCUGCUCAACGUGAGCCAAGGCACUGUUUUCAUCUUCUGGGGCCCCAGCAGCUACAUGCGGCGGGACGGCAAAGGCCAGGUCUACAACAACCUGCAGCUGCUCAGCCAAGUGCUGCCGCGACUGAAGGCCUUCAUGAUCACGCGCCACAAGAUGCUGCAGUUCGAUGAACUCUUCAAGCAGGAGACGGGCAAAGACAGGAAGAUCUCCAACACUUGGCUGAGCACUGGCUGGUUCACCAUGACGAUUGCACUGGAACUCUGUGACAGGAUCAAUGUUUAUGGCAUGGUGCCCCCGGACUUCUGCAGGGAUCCCAAUCACCUCUCCGUCCCUUAUCAUUAUUAUGAGCCUUUUGGACCUGAUGAAUGUACAAUGUAUCUCUCCCAUGAGCGAGGACGGAAGGGCAGUCAUCACCGCUUUAUCACAGAGAAGAGAGUCUUUAAGAACUGGGCACGGACAUUCAAUAUCCACUUUUUUCAGCCAGACUGGAAACCAGAACCACUUGCUAUAAAUCAUCCUGAAAAUAAACCUGCGUUCUGAGAAAUGAGCAUGCCAGGCUGUAAUCUCAGAUACCCACUGUACCAGACACAGGGGUGCUGGACUUCCUGAUCCACCAGACAGGAACAGGUAGCAAAAAACAGUUUCAAUCCUCUAGUACCAUGGACAGAUGCCUAUGUCCCAGGACUACAGGCAGUACAGUUGGUUUAAAGGGAAAAUACCAGAAUUAAUCCAUCCUAAUGAGUGUUGCCUCUUUGAAAGGGGCUACCUUAGGCGCUCAACACUCAUUUCACUGAUGCUACCCUGGCUAAAAACAUUUUGGAUCACUUUAAGUAUUGCCUUUGAAACCGAAACAUGAGCAACUCAACAAGAAUAAUCACAUUCCUUUAUAAAAAUACCAUGUCAAAAGACAUUUUUCUAUCCAGUUGUAUUCUAACCUGAUCUGUAACCUUUGUCAUCUGUUGGACUCUGUAUGUGUGAUUUGUACAAAGCAAUCUGAAAAUAUGGACUUGAUUUCUGAAGAGCACAUCUCCACUAACUUUCAUAAAGCAAAUGUCCAAUAUUUAUUUAUUGAGAGUUUUUUAGUGCACUCUAGGCCAGUAUUUUUAUAGAUUAUGAUUCUGUGGUGAUUUAUUCUUCCUAACUCUUUAAUCCUGAAUGAUUUUUGAAAAUGGCCUAGAAUUGGAUUGAUGAGUUACUGUGUUCACAAUACUCAUUGUUAGCAUGCACUUGGUAUUUGACUUGGAAAUGUUGUCUUGCAUUCUUUGAACACCUAGGCUUCAGGCAAAUUGCUUGUUCAUAGUAAGAAUAGCUACAACAUUUUCUAAUGUGCAGAACUGCUCCAAAAAGACAAAAUUGAAAACCAAAAACUGUGUUAUUAAAACAAAAACAUGCUAACAAGAUAAAACUUAGAGAGUUUUCUUGAAUAAUAGGUGAUGUAAGUAGCUUCUUGAAUGCCUUAGUUUCUCCUCUUCAGUAGGGUGAUAUCACCCUACCAGAUGACCUCUAAGGUUUUAUUCUGAAUCUACAAUUCUAUGAGCCUCCUGUUGACCCACUUGAGAACUUUAUACUUGGAAAAAUCAGACUACAACAAUAGUAGGAACAUGGGGGGAGCAUUAAUAUUUCCAUAAUGCUAGUAAUCACCCUCUUGUGGUUAAAAACAUACUUCUUCCUGCAAUUCCAUUAGCUAAAAUCUAUCCCCUGCUUCUCUGAAAGGACCACACAUCCACAUACCACAGACUUACUUCUGCGGUGUUUUCUGUCUACAAGAGGGAGGAGCUGACCUUCUGUGAAAAAAGAAUACAAAGAGAUUUCCUAUCAGAUAACUCGCUUAUUCUACGAACUAUUUAUACUCUCUGCAAAUCUUCUUAGAUUAUAUUCACUACCAUUCCCUGGUCUGAAGGAAUAUGAAGGACUUACAGUAUGCAGAGACAAGAUAAAUUAGUAUUAUAGAUUUUCAUUUAAAAAAGAGUCAUGUACAAAAACAGUAUUUUAAAAAUAUUAUAGUGUUUUCCUUAUACCAGGAUUAGGAGGCAUUAGUUUCUUUAAUUUCAAAUUUGAAGGCACCAGCAAAUAUUAUGUAUGGAAUCUGACACUGUUUUAUAGAACAUGACCUGGCUUAUGAUUAAAGGUCACUCACAUUACCACAUCUUUCUCCUUUUAAAAUUAGUAAUGAGGUUCCAUCCCCUUACACUAACUGGUACUCUUAAUUAUAGAGUGCCAUUGUUGAAAUACAAACACAAUCCAAGUGUUCACACAGCAAAACCAAAGUUGGUAUUAGGGUGAUGUGGCUUGAGCUGUUAAAAGCCAGUAAAGUUGAAAUGGCUGAUGAAAACAAACUAGAACACAGUCUUUAAAUUUUCUCCUAGUUUUUGAAGGGACUAUGAAUUUUUUUCCAAUAAUCUUAGGCAGCAUGGACUCUGAAUACCGUAUUUUCUGAAGGUCUGCAAAGGUGUAUGAAUUCAGUACAAUUAUCUACAGACCACUUUACAGUCACUUGGGUAGAUUCUAUUACUCAGAUGUAAAUGAAUCUUUUAAGAAUUCUCUAUUCUUGGAAAUCUGUAUGGACUAUUUGAGACAUGCAAGGAUAUAACUAAAUAUAGUUAUCUAAUAGUAUCUCAUAUGUCUGUGUAUUUCAGGUUUUAGGGAUUUUUUUUAAAUCAUGAUAAUUCCAUUUUUGGUAACUGUUCCCUCUUCAAUACUCAAAAGAGUGAAAAGCAACCAAAUUCUGAGAAUCCUGUCUUCACUGGGAAAUGUUUUACAUCACAUGUAGCUAGGAUAUGUGAGUUCACAUUUUUUUUUAAAAAAAUGGUGGUGUAAAUAAUUGUAAGAAAUUAUUGCUUGGAUAGAUGCUUUAUCACAGCAUGAAGGGAAAUGCCUAGAAUUCUGAUAGAUUGUGCUGAUGGACAUGGUUGUGGGCAAUUGAAUUCUUGUCUUGCUACUAUCAUUUCAUGACUGUCAGUCUUAACAUCAUUCAACACCAUUCAAUAUAAACUCUGAUAUAAAAGAUGACUACAAAACCACAUUUACAGACCUCACCAACUUCACUGGAUAGGAUUGUGUUUGAAGCCCAAGUCACACACUCCUGCAACAUACCUUUUUCUUCUCUCUCCAGCUGUGUCAUGAGCUCCCUCCUAGCUUUUAAGACCAAGGUAAUACAAUCCCACAGCUGGUCGAUCCAUGGCUUCUGUUAUUUCAACGCAAGAACAUUUGGCAGAGGCCAUUACAAUAGAUAGCCAUUAUGGGCAAAGAUACAGGGAUUCACAAACACAAUCAAUCACUGCAAAUGGCCCAUAAAAAGAGGAAUCUCACAUUUAAUAUUCUACAGUAAAUAUUCACCCAAGAAAACAUACAUUAAAAGAACAUUAGGAGGUAAAUAUUCAGCGUGCUGCAUGGGGAUUUAGCUAUGUGAUUUCCAUUACUGUUAAUGGGUAUUUGGCAACUAAGUCCCUGUGCCUCGCUAACCCUGGUGUGUACUCCUAAGGGCUAGACAUAAAACUAGAGCACUUCUAAAAUGUCCAACAUGCUAAGAUUUCAGCAUUAGAUGUUUUCUUGAAAAGCAAACAAAUAUAACAGAGUAUUGAACCUAAAAGAGAAAUUCAUGUGGUUUCUCAGAAUCCCUAGGUUACUACCACAUUUGUGUUUUGGAAUCUUUAGGUUAUUACCACAUUUGUUUAUCAGAUACCUUCCAACUUAAAUUGCUCUUGCUCUGCAGUUCUCUCCAUCCCUGAUCUACCUGAAUUACGUUAGAAUGAAGGGAAAUUAUCUCAUUUGAAAUAAACUCCCCCUUGAAAAGUUAAAAUGAUUCAUUUAUAAGCUAAUGAAUGCUAGCUGAAUAGUGGAAGGGAAAAGUAGAAAUUUUGUUAGGAUGAAGGCAGUGCUAGUUAAAUGCACUUGUACCUGUUUAGUACCUGUCCAAAUAUUUGCCCCUGUAGAGUGGCGUCAUUUUAGGAGUCUAUCCUGGGUUCAGAGUGGUGAUUCCAAAUGUCAAGUAGACCUACCCUGAGAGAGUCUGUGCCACAUUCUCAUUUGACAGUGUUAGGAAAAGAUGCAAUAAUGCAACACACGACAUAUUUCAUAACUGGCUCAAUCAUUCCUCUCAUCCUCACAUCUCUCUUGGGACCCAUUCCGUCUGAGUUGUCAUUCUUUUGUCUACACCAGCAGUCUUUGUGGUUGUUAAGGUCUUCCUCCUAGGUUUCUUAGCUAGAGAACUAUCUGGGGAACAGAUAGAGUAAUGACUGCCAGAGUAAUGACUGUCAUAGAUGGGAGGCAUACAUCUGGCAACAAACAAGGUACUUCAGAAAUACCCUCCUUGUUUUCCCAAGACUGCGAGAGGAGUGUAGAGGUGGGAGUUCCAAGACAUAGACUUUCAAUGUUAACAUUAGGGCAGUCCUGGAACUGGGACAGGAGGUCACCCUGUCUAAUUGCCACCUCAAGAACUAUAAUGAGCUGGGACGUGGGGGGGAAGGGGAGUAAACCAUUGUCUAGGUUUUAUCACAUGCCAGAAGAUACUUUGGCAUGGAAAGAGAUGAGAGAGUGUCAACAAGAGUAGCCCCUCUAUUCUAGCUUACUCACCCCCCACCUACUCAGGGUAUUGAAAUGCAAAUGCAAAAAAGGCUGAAAUCUUGUUGGUUUCUACUCAGUGCCCUAACAUUAUAUGCUACCUUGGAUUGUUCUUUGUCUUUGUAUGUAUGUGUCCUGUGAGUCUAAUUAGAUUGUAAGCUCCUUGAGGGCAGGGACUAUUUCUCCUUUGUUUUUGUAGCCCAAUACCUUGUACAGUGCCUUGCACACAAUAGGCGCUCAAUAAAUGUCUGUUGUUGAUGAUGAUCUCUUAAUGUUGA
Molecule: messenger RNA, 5669 nt
Organism: Oryctolagus cuniculus (rabbit)
Lineage: Eukaryota; Metazoa; Chordata; Mammalia; Lagomorpha; Leporidae
Gene: ST6GALNAC5
Product: ST6 N-acetylgalactosaminide alpha-2,6-sialyltransferase 5
Biological process (GO): oligosaccharide metabolic process; ganglioside biosynthetic process
Molecular function (GO): alpha-N-acetylgalactosaminide alpha-2,6-sialyltransferase activity
Source: RefSeq, a predicted model, not a curated record